This is a messenger RNA of Aspergillus bombycis, 1734 nucleotides long. RefSeq lists its product as uncharacterized. Gene Ontology annotation, molecular function: CoA-ligase activity. NCBI's taxonomy places the organism in Eukaryota, Fungi, Ascomycota, Eurotiomycetes, Eurotiales, Aspergillaceae. The record is from RefSeq and is a predicted model, not a curated record. Bases 1 to 1734 code for a protein of 577 amino acids. Gene Ontology annotation, biological process: secondary metabolic process. The transcript has 9 exons.
AUGGAACACGUUUAUCAGUCGGAUAUACUUCCCUAUCAGGGUAUAGAACCCCUUUCUAUUCCUCAAUUUAUGACACAAUAUAAUCCAGAUGGAGUGUCGACAAACAAGGUAGUUCAUCUAGAUACCUUCUCCAAGGAAGCCAUAACCUAUGGUUCGUUGCGCAAGGAUGCAAGCCGAGGUGCUUGGGGGCUGCGCAACAAGCUUGGAUUACAGCCGGGGGGUAUCUUGCUGGCUUUGAUACCGAAUUCAAAUGAUUUUGUACUUCUUGCCCACUCUACAUGGUGGGCAGGUGCUGUCUUCGCACCUCUUAAUGCAUCCUCUACAGCGAAGGACAUCGCCCAUGCUAUUAGCCUCAUUCGACCAAGUCACAUUGCGACAGCUCCAUCCAAGCUACAGGAUGUCAAAAAUGCACUGGCCUCUUCCGAGAUUGUCGACAGUAAGAUAUUUACCGUUAUAGAGAAAGUGCCGGGGUUAUCUCAGUUUCCACUGGAUAUUAUGGGCACAGAUGAUCAUCAGAGUCUUCCUCCAUAUGAAUUGGCCGGCGAAAGCGCCAAAACAACAACCGCUGCUAUCUGCUUUUCGUCCGGUACAACGGGAAAGAUAAAGGGAGUUGAGUUGUCACACUACAAUCUCAUUGUGAACCCUCUCCAGAUGCGCAAUUCCAUGCCCUCCAGGUUCAACUCCACCGUACGUGAAGUAUGGUUUUCUCCUUACUGUCACAUUUACGGACUGUCCAUUGUGGUCUUGACUGGAAUGUUCGUCGGAGGAUUUUAUCUAGGACUUCCCGCCUUCAACGUUGAUGACUUUUGCCAAAAGGCGGUCGAGCUCAAGGCUACUGACAUGCACCUUGUGCCUCCUGUAGCAAUUGCUCUUGUCAAUGCAAAUGUGAGCACUUACGACCUAUCUUCAGUGCAAAGAGUCGUGGUGGCUGCAGCUCCUUUGAAGGUAGUGUCUAUCCCAGUACAACGAAGUAUAUAUUCAGUCACCCUAACCAGCAGAGUCCAACAGGUCCCCUUGCAACAACAGCUCAAGAAGAGGUUUCCAAACGCCAGCAUUUGCCAGGGCUACGGCUUAACCGAGUGUUCUCCCGGUGUUCUCCAUCAGAUUGAUGAUGAUGAAAGCAACUGUGGUAGUGUAGGAAGGGUUUUGAUUGGGACACAAGUCCGUCUGGUUGACCCCAGUACACAAAAGGACGUCAAGCGAGGAGAAGAGGGCGAGCUAUGGGUUCGCGGGCCUCAGGUCAUGAUCGGAUAUAUCAAUGAUCCCGAAUCAACCAAGGGCUCAUUUUCGUCAGAUGGAUGGCUGAGAACGGGAGAUAUAUUGAAAGUCGACGACAACGGGAAUUUCUGGGUGACCGAUCGACUCAAGGAGGCAAGUACCUGGUUGAUGACACCUCGCAGCUUCCAAAUUGCCCCGUCAGAGCUCGAAAGUAUGCUUCUUCGCCACCCGGAUGUCAUUGAUGCAGCAAUCUGUGCCGUAUACGAUGACAGCCUAGCUACCGAGGUUCCUCUCGCGUACGUGAGUCUAGUCACUGACAAGGCCAAUCUUCCCGAGUCGCAGAAGUCGGUACUGCUCGGUCAAAUUGGAGAUUGGAUCAAUGGCCAGGUCGCCGGAUAUAAAAGAAUUCGGGGAGGCGUGUAUCAUCUGCAGACACUGCCCAAGACUCCGACAGGCAAAAUCCAGAGACGGCUUUUGCCGGCCAAGAUACGAGAACGGAGAACGACUAGUAUUUGA